AUGGCCGACAUCCACAAGAUUGUACCCGACCCCCUAUCGCAAACCGAGGCCACUACGAGCUCGAAGAUCCCGGCACUCAACGAGGACGGCUCGAAUUGGGUCCUGUAUAAGGCCCAGUUCUUAGCCGCCGUUUACGCGAAGGGCCUCCGGCGCUACCUUGAGGGUACGGAGCGCGUUCCGCAAGCGCCCACGGCUCCUGGUGUGGACUCCGACGCCGACGAACGGUACGAGACGGCGGUCGACAAGUGGCUGGGCAACCACUCGACCAUCAAGACACUCCUUUUCCAGACGGUUCCCGAGUCCCUCAAGCUCGACAUCGCCUCCAAGAGCCGUGCCAACGAGGCAUGGGCGCUUGUAUCUGCCAAGUAUGACAACCAAGGCGACUUCGUUCAGGUCAACAUCCUCAACCGCAUGCACCAGCUCCGAUGCGAGGAGGGAGGCGACCCCCGACCGGUCCUCACCCAGCUUGCGCGACUUCGCUCAGAGUACGCGACGGCCGGUGGUACGCUCUCGGACGAGCAGUACAAGGUCUUCAUCCUCGGCAUCCUCCCGCUCUCCUACCGU
Molecule: messenger RNA, 564 nt
Organism: Dichomitus squalens LYAD-421 SS1
Lineage: Eukaryota; Fungi; Basidiomycota; Agaricomycetes; Polyporales; Polyporaceae
Exons: 1
Source: RefSeq, a predicted model, not a curated record